Molecule: messenger RNA, 1188 nt
Organism: Fusarium pseudograminearum CS3096
Lineage: Eukaryota; Fungi; Ascomycota; Sordariomycetes; Hypocreales; Nectriaceae
Exons: 2
Coding region: 1-1188 (395 amino acids)
Source: RefSeq, a predicted model, not a curated record
AUGCAAGGAUGUCUUCCUAUUCACGCCCUUCGUCGCCUUGGUCAUAGACGACUCAUCGACUAUCUGCCCAAACGCUCCCAAAGGCUAUAUAGCUUCCGGAGUCAUGAGCGUAUCAGUGUGCGAUGCGGCUCAGCUGGCUUUGUGAACAUUGACCUCAUAGACAUUGCUGAACAACCAAACUCUCCCCUAUUUGUUUACUUACCCCCUUCCUCUCCAAACGAUAGCCAGCUCGCUUCAAUACCAAAGUUCCUUCAGGGGAAGCCGCUCGCUACUAUCAACUACCGAUGGAAUUUCCGUGAUCGUGAAAAUACCCAUCAUGCCUGGCCAACGCCUAUUCACGACACCUACUUCGCCUACAGGUGGCUGAUAGAAAACCUCGCUCCAGAAGGCGACAAAAAGCGCGACAUCUACCUCUAUGGAUCUCACCUAGGAGCAAGCCUCGCCACAUCUCUGGCACUUACGGAAUCGCAACCAAACGUGCCCUUUGCAGUGCGAGGCAUAGUGUCGUACAACGGCAUCUACAACUGGACCAUGUUCUUUCCCGACCAUCCAGUGAAUAAAUUCGGACCAUACGCCAAAAACCCAAAAGCCUUCUACAGGCCUCGGGAGGGGACGUAUAUAUACAACCUCCAACAAAUCCUGCCGAAGCUCUUCGGGUCUACGGCGGACACGUUUGACGUGUUUGCCAGCCCAGCCCUCUUUUUCCACAACCCAGGACUUAAUAUACCCGCGUCUUACCACUUGACGGAAGAGCAGAGCACCGCCCUCGAACUCAAGAACAACCCAGAGGCGGAGGCUCCCCUCGAGACACCUCGUAGGGGGCGGCUGGUUUUCCCACCCCGCGGGUCGCCGCUCAAGCUCCCCGAGACGCUGCUGCUGUACGACCUGCUCCCCAGGCCGCCGCCAACCAACUGGCCAGCCCAACCAGGAUUCGUGAGGCAGUGGGGCAACAGCCUCGAGGCGCAGGCCAAAGAGCUGGCGGAGGAGAUGCACUCCAGCAUUGAGAAGAUUGAGCUCAAGGAGCAGGGCCUGUGGGAUGAUAGUAUUCCUUUUUGGGAGAACGAGCAGGGUAGAAGAGUCAAGGUCAAACGAGUUGGGGCGGAGAGUGCGACGAUGGAGAUGAGUGAGACUGGGGAGCAGAUGGUAGAAGAAUGGUUGGCGGAGAGAAUAUCACCAAAAGUUACCUAG